UUUUCUUUUGUGACAAUAGCUGCAUUUGCCACUUUCUCUCUCUUCCUUCUCCAUUUCUUCUCUGUUCCCUCUUUAGUUUUCUAUUCGUUCCUAGGGUUGAAGUUCUUCCGUUUUUUUCAUAAAAUAUAUAUUCACUUGAAAAAAAAGUAUAUUUUUCUCAUGGGUAUUCUUUGAGUUUUAAUUUUGCUUAUUAUUAAUCAUAUCAUAUAUCAUACUUUAUUGUAGCUUUGUUUUCUGUUCACUACUUUUGUUUUUGUUAUCUGUUGUUGUUUAUGGCUGGUUUAGACUUAGGUUCAGCUUCUCAUCGUUUUCUUCCUCAUCAUCUCCAAAGACCACACGAUUCCGAAGAUGAUGAAAACAAUCGGAAUAAUCAAUUUUCCGAUGAGAACAACAACAACAACGAUAUCUCUUCUCAUCAACAGGGUGGCGACGUUGUCGGACGUAGGCCAAGAGGUCGUCCACCUGGUUCGAAAAACAAGCCAAAGCCCCCAGUGAUCAUCACUAGAGAAAGCGCGAACGCGCUUCGCGCACAUAUUUUGGAAGUGAGCAGUGGGCAUGAUGUGUUUGAAUCAGUUGCUACUUAUGCAAGAAAAAGGCAAAGAGGAAUUUGUAUACUAAGUGGGAGCGGUACGGUUAAUAACGUCACCAUACGGCAACCAGCGGCUGCCGGUUCAGUGGUGACGUUACAUGGUAGGUUUGAGAUAUUAUCAUUAUCAGGAUCUUUUUUGCCACCACCAGCACCACCAGGAGCAACUAGCUUAACUAUAUAUUUAGCUGGUGGACAAGGUCAAGUUGUUGGUGGAAAUGUUGUGGGCGCGUUAAUUGCUUCUGGUCCAGUUAUAGUUAUUGCUUCUUCUUUCACUAAUGUUGCUUAUGAGAGAUUGCCUUUAGAUGAAGAGAAUGAGUCAAUUCAGAUGCAACAAGGAGUGUCACAACCAUCUGGUGGAAGUGGAAGUGGUAAUUUUGCUGAUCCAACAAUUGGACUUCCUUUUCUUAAUUUGCCACUGAAUAUGUCACCAAAUGGUCAACUUCCAAUGGAAAGUGGAGGAGGAGGAGGAGGAGGAUGGAAUGGAAACUCAGCAAACAGGCCACAAUAUUAGGUCAGGGUUUUUUUCCAAGAAUUUUUACAUUUUGAUGAUGAAAAGAUUCCCGAAAAAUCAAUGGAUAUUAUUUGUACAUUAUUAAGCUUGGUUUAAUUUCUAGCUCCGUUGACUGUUUGGAAAAUAUAUCCUUUUGAUUUUGUGAAA
Messenger RNA from Nicotiana tabacum (common tobacco), 1247 nucleotides. RefSeq names its product AT-hook motif nuclear-localized protein 23-like. NCBI's taxonomy places the organism in Eukaryota, Viridiplantae, Streptophyta, Magnoliopsida, Solanales, Solanaceae. Gene Ontology annotation, cellular component: nucleus. Gene Ontology annotation, molecular function: minor groove of adenine-thymine-rich DNA binding; DNA-binding transcription factor activity. The record is from RefSeq and is a predicted model, not a curated record.